AUGUCCAAGGUAAUCAUCACGGGAGCAACAGGUAAUGCCGGCUCAGCAGUGUUGACUGCUGCCUUGGCCUCACCAGGUAUUUCCCAAAUCGCAGUUAUAGCUAGAAGACCUCCGUUCGAAGAAUCCUCAAAGAUCAGAUUCAUCCGAUUUCCAUCAGCAGAACAUCCAAAAGGGUUCGACGAGAUGCCGCCGUCGCUGGUGGACGAGUUGAAAAAAGACGGAUAUGAAAGUUGUAUUUGGGCUUUGGGAAUCAGUCAGACCCAAGUUAACAAAGAGGACUAUAUCAAGAUCACACAUGAUUACACUAUCACCGCUGCCAAGGCAUUUUCCAAUCUCGGUACAUCUGAAAAACCCUUCAAAUUCAUCUACAUGUCAGGAGAAGGGGCGAGACAGGACGAAAAAGGAUAUGCCAUCUUCUCUAAAAUCAAGGGACGUACGGAGAAAGAAUUGAACGAGAUGAAGAGCGAUAAGUUGGAUGUAGUAAAUAUAAGACCGGGAGGUAUCAUACCUACACCAGAGCACCGACAACGGAUGAGUUGGUGGAUGGGACAAGGUUUCCGACUGAUGGGCGCGAUACUUGAACCUGUGUGGCCAUCUGGCGUCAUUAGUUCGUCUGAUCUGGGGGUAGCUUGCAUAGGCUUAGCACAAGGUAAAGCUUGGGAUAAGAGAGAUAGGGAAGGUGUUAUUGCCAAUCCUGCGUUGAGACAGAUGGCUCAGGAUUGGGCUGGUGAUUAUACGAUGUAA
This is a messenger RNA of Kwoniella botswanensis, 744 nucleotides long. RefSeq lists its product as uncharacterized. Lineage: Eukaryota; Fungi; Basidiomycota; Tremellomycetes; Tremellales; Cryptococcaceae. The transcript is spliced from 4 exons. Bases 1 to 744 code for a protein of 247 amino acids. The record is from RefSeq and is a predicted model, not a curated record.